Molecule: messenger RNA, 2013 nt
Organism: Spodoptera frugiperda (fall armyworm)
Lineage: Eukaryota; Metazoa; Arthropoda; Insecta; Lepidoptera; Noctuidae
Exons: 2
Coding region: 1-2013 (670 amino acids)
Source: RefSeq, a predicted model, not a curated record
AUGCCACACGGAGGUCGCGAGCAGUCGCCGCGCUCCUCCAAGCUCGGCCCGGCGGGGCGGGGGAGGGUUUUUAAGAACUCUCGCCUGCGCCCCACCGAAACCAGGACGCUGCACGUGGCGAUACAAGGGUUCGUCGCCAGUGCCACGCCGACCCCAUCAGCCACCGGAGGUGCGGGGGAGGAAUUCUUCCCCCCGCCCCCCUCGAUACCCGACACCCCGGCGUCGCCCUCGCCUCCGCUGCGCACGGCCCCACCUGCGUGGCCGACCGCGACGCCGGAACCAAUGGACGUGGUGCCGACCACCGCCACUCCGGACGCGGGUGUCACACACCCGACCACCGUCACUCGUGACGCCGGUGCGACACACCCGCCGUCCGCAAUACCGCGGCCGACUCCACGGCCGCAUACUGACACCGAUGCGGCGCAACCUGCCGCCACCGCAGCCGCCGCUCCACGCGCCACCGCUCCUCGCGCCCCCGCCCCCGCACUACCCGCGGGACAGAAGCCGAGGAAGCCGCAGCCCGCCGCGGCCCCGCCGCGCCCCCAACGGCCUCAGAAGAAGCCGACCGCAAUGGCGCCAGCUGCGCCCAUGCGCCCAGCGCCCCCCAGCGCCGCGCCCCCACGCGCAGCGCCUAUGUAUCGCGCGCCCCCGGCCAACAUCGCACCGGGGCGCUUCCCUUCGCCGCCGAAGAUGCCGGCGGACAAGAGAAAGGCGGUUUUCAUCACUCCGCCCUUCCGCCCACCGCCCAUCCUGCCACCAUUCGCUCCACCGCUGCACGGCGCUGCGCCCGUAGCCACGUACGCAGCCGCCGCCGCCGCUACCGCCACCGGAACGCCCGCCCCAGCCGCGCCCCCGACACCGAAGCCGCGCUCGCCCACGACACCGUGCGCCCCCCCGCCCAAGAAGACGCGUUACCCGCCGCUCAUAGUGGAGAAGCUCCCCAACUGGGUCGAGCACUUCACGGCCCUGAAGCGGCGGCUUGGACACGCGCCCAACGCGCGCCCCUUUGGAAAGGGGGUGCGCUUCACGCCCCGCUCCGACGAGGAGUACCGGGCGAUCCAGGCCUACCUGGCUGAACUGGAGAAACACCAGGGAAUCGCCUGGUUCUCGUACUCCCUCCCCGCGGAGCGAAGCGUCAAGGUGGCCAUACGCGGGCUACCGGUUGACACCCCGCCGGAGGCGAUCAUGGAGGCGCUGCAGGACGCCGGCUACGGCGCGGAAUACGUCCGCCCCAUCCGCGCGCGCCAGGGACGACCUGGGUGUUUAUACUACGCCCAGGUAGCGCGCGCAGAAAACACCAUCCCGGGCAUCUACGGGGUAACAGAGCUACUCUGUAUGCCCGGGAUCAAGAUUGAAGCGUGGCGCGGGAAAAAGGGCCCCGCACAAUGCCACAGAUGCCAGCAAUUCCGGCACUCGUCACACAAUUGCCACCGGCCAAUGGCCUGUGUGCGGUGCGGCGAGGACCACCCGGCAAGCGAGUGCCCCCGCCCUAAGGAGGAGCCGCCCACCUGCGCGAAUUGCGGCGGCGCACACACGGCGAAUAACACGUCGUGUCCCGUGUUCCGCCGCGAGACGCGCAACCCGAGGGCAGGCACUGUGGCGCGCACAGCCGCCGCCCCCACCGCCAAACCAGCAGCCGUACAGCCAAGGGGCGAACACAACGCCCCUGGCUCUCUAAUGGCCGCGGCAAACGAGCCGGGAGGCGAGCGACGCAAGAGGCGCAGGCGCAAGAAGGCGCCCCCGCCAACCGCCGCCGCCCCCAAGCCCGCUGCUGCUCCCGCCGGCGCCCCCCGCGCCCCCGCUGCCGCCCCCGCUGCUGCUCCCACCGGCGCCACCCGCGCCCCCGCUGCCACCACCACCACUGCCACCUCCGCUGCCACCGCUGCGCGCCCGGCGAGGCGCACGGCUGCGCCACGGCCGGCAACACAGCCGACCCCUGCGCAGUCCGCCCGCACACUCACCAUCAACGACGUCGUCCGGAUCCUGCAGGAGAUCACGCAAUCAAGUCUCUGA